Salvia hispanica is the source of this 880-nucleotide messenger RNA. RefSeq names its product small ribosomal subunit protein uS4y. Gene Ontology annotation, cellular component: cytosolic small ribosomal subunit. NCBI's taxonomy places the organism in Eukaryota, Viridiplantae, Streptophyta, Magnoliopsida, Lamiales, Lamiaceae. Gene Ontology annotation, biological process: translation; ribosomal small subunit biogenesis. The record is from RefSeq and is a predicted model, not a curated record. Gene Ontology annotation, molecular function: rRNA binding; structural constituent of ribosome.
UCAUAAUAAAUAGCACUCACAAAUAAUUUUGAACACUCUUUUCCCCAAUACAACCGACGAUCAGCUGCAGCAGAGAGCAGGCGGCGUAGGAGGCCACAGAUCAUGGUGCACGUCUCGUUUUACCGCAAUUAUGGGAAGACAUUUAAGAAGCCUCGUCGUCCUUAUGAGAAGGAGAGACUUGAUGCUGAGUUAAAGCUUGUUGGAGAGUAUGGUUUGAGGUGCAAAAGGGAGCUAUGGAGGGUUCAGUACGCUUUGAGUCGUAUCAGGAACAAUGCUAGAAAUCUUUUGACCCUUGAUGAAAAGGAUCCCCGUCGUAUUUUCGAGGGUGAGGCCCUAUUGAGGAGGAUGAACAGGUAUGGCCUGCUGGAUGAGAGCCAGAACAAGCUUGAUUAUGUCCUGUCCCUCACUGUGGAGAACUUUCUUGAGCGCCGUCUCCAAACUUUAGUCUUCAAGGCAGGCAUGGCCAAGUCUAUUCACCAUGCUAGAGUGCUUAUCAGGCAAAGGCACAUCAGGAUUGGGAGGCAGGUUGUCAAUGUCCCUUCUUUCCUUGUUAGAGUUGACUCCCAGAAACACAUUGAUUUCUCUCUCACUAGUCCAUUUGGCGGUGGUCGCCCUGGAAGAGUGAAGCGAAGGAACCAAAAGGCAGCUUCAAAGAAGGCUUCUGGUGGUGAUGGAGAUGAGGAUGAUGAAGAGUGAAGUGUAGGUUCAUUUAGUUUAUAGUUUUACUGGUUGGAGCAGGUUGAUUCAUCUUUUCCAUUGUAGCAAUGAAUUGUCUUUACAUCAUCAGUGGUUUUGUUGAGAUAUUAAGAGUUAGAUGAACUUGUUCCUUUGACAUGUUAAAUUUUGCCAUUUAUAAUGAAGUUGGAACUUUUGGUUUUCA